Molecule: messenger RNA, 1801 nt
Organism: Klebsormidium nitens
Lineage: Eukaryota; Viridiplantae; Streptophyta; Klebsormidiophyceae; Klebsormidiales; Klebsormidiaceae
Source: the annotation of a GenBank genome assembly
CUGGACUGGAAAGACAUGAUGCCUGCUGCAGGUACCGGCAACCGCAACCAAAGUGAUAGGUUCUCUUCUGAUUCAUCACCUUCUAAGAGGGACCAACCAAGUCAUGGGGACGGAGCUCAACCACAACGGCGACAAGGAUGUUGAGGCUGGGACCCCCUUGGGUUCUAGUGCUCCCAACAUACCUAAUAAUUCCAGCCCUCGGAACAUGGAGACCGGCGGAAGCUCGGGGUCUGGCAUGACAGGCUUCUUCAUGCGGAGUCAUGAUUCCAGAGCGCAGAGGGACCCCAUCAAGAGGGCCGAAGAAAAGAAGCGGAAGCUAGAGAAAAUGCAAAAACAAAUUGACAAGCUGAAGGAAGCACUGCAAGGAAAAAGCGGCGAGCGGGUGUACGCCGAGAAAAAGCGUCUGAUCGAUGUGAAGCGCAAGGACGUCUUUCAGAUCCUAGCGCUGUAUGCAGCCUUUAUAACUGCUGUGCUCGCUGCCGUGGCUGGAAGCUUCAACAGGAACCAGAGCAGCGACCUUCUCAUCCAGGAGAACUGCUGCCAGGCCUUCACUUUCGCCGGUAACCCGACUCCGCGCUGUUGCAACCCGCUCGUCUCCCCUUCGGAGUGGCCCCCCUGCUGCACCAAGUUGGACAUCCCCGGCCAACUCCGCUGGGUACAGGGCCUUCUAAAUUCUACUGACCCCAUGAGGAGCUGCGAGGUCUCCGACUCGGCUUGGCGCUACCAAGAAAUCGUAGCCAAUAUGUAUCUUGCGCUGUCAGUAACAGGCCUCCUGGCAUGUGUCUAUGUGUCGUCGCUCGUCGGGGAUAUUGUCAAGCUGUCGCCUUGGAAGUUCUUAGCGGAUUCCGUAGCGUUGGGAUUGGAAGUCCGCUUGCCGGAAGGCUUCACUUGCCAGCGAUGCCAAGCAAAGAGAGAGCCUGGAAGCAACGAGCCAUCAGCUUCGGCUGGAGACAAGAUAGACCCUGCGGACGUCAGACCACCUCAGGAUGUUGCACAUCUUCUGAGCAAAGGGUGUUACCAAUGCAUCCUUCGAAAUGCCGGGACUAUCUUCUUCAAAAGGGUGCUCCGUUGCAGCUCCGCUUAUUUGAUGUACGCGCUUUGCGCUGCAACUGCCGUCAGCUGCGCUUUCUACUUCUACAACUUGGAGAGCAGGUUCUGUCCUAGGGGCGACAAUCAUGCUACGAACGCGAACGUCGUAUGGUUUUUGGCCAGGGCGGCUGCGUCGUUCCUGGUUGUCAGCACGGUCAUAAAUAUUCUGACCGUUUCAAAGGUGAUGGUGGAGGAGUACAACAGUGUAAAGGGGCCACGGGUGCUCGCCGCUAUUGGACGCGCCCAAGCACUGAAAGAAUUGGCAAGUCUGCCAUAGACUGAAUGGACGUUUCGCCGUGUCUUUACUGGGGGCCAGGUGGGUUUAUGUGCAUCCGUCCCAGUAUAUUCCGGGGUCUGAACAAGAAGCCGUGCGACUAGUGCAGUGUUGAUAGCAGGGUCAGGCGAUCGGUCGCACUUGAGACCGAAUACACGAAUGAAGAUGUAGUCAUGACAGCUUAGAGUGUUGAGUUGUAUCCUGAUAUCGACAGCUAGGCUACGACAUCUGUGAGAGUGUUAGUGAGUGGUAGACUUGAUAAAAUUCUUGCACGUAGCAGAUCUACGGUGUGAUAUUCACAAGGCUUUGUCGAAGUACACCUUCUAGUUUGAAGCACUGUAAUCUAAGACAGAACUGCCCCAUGAACUUAUAUAUCAAAGAGCUGCCCCGAAUUCUGAUGCUCUGAUAUUCCAAACCGCGUUAAAACAGAUCGGCCGG